CCCUAUUAAUUCCCCACCCCAUCUGCUAACCCCCACUCCCGCCUCUCCCCUCCCACAAAAUCCUAGGGUUUCUCGAUCCCCUUCUCUCGCCGCCGCCGCCGACGAGUAAUACCCGCCCGCUUCCGCCAUGUUGGAGCUACGGCUGGUGCAGGGGAGCCUUCUGAAGAAGGUCCUGGAGGCGAUCCGUGACCUAGUCACUGACGCCAACUUCGACUGCUCCGGGACGGGGUUCUCGCUGCAGGCCAUGGACUCCUCCCACGUCGCGCUCGUGGCGCUGCUCCUCCGCUCCGAGGGCUUCGAGCACUACCGCUGCGACCGCAACCUCUCCAUGGGGAUGAACCUCAACAACAUGGCCAAGAUGCUCCGGUGCGCCGGGAACGACGACAUCAUCACCAUCAAGGCCGACGACGGCUCCGACACCGUCACCUUCAUGUUCGAGUCCCCCAAUCAGGAUAAGAUUGCGGAUUUCGAGAUGAAGCUGAUGGACAUCGACAGCGAGCACCUCGGAAUCCCUGACUCCGAGUACCAGGCCAUUGUACGCAUGCCGUCUUCUGAAUUCUCCAGGAUCUGCAAGGACCUUAGCAGCAUCGGAGACACUGUUGUCAUCUCGGUCACCAAGGAGGGUGUCAAGUUCUCCACUGCUGGAGACAUUGGAACUGCAAACAUAGUUUGCAGACAGAACAAGACUGUUGACAAGCCAGAGGAGGCUACUAUCAUUGAGAUGCAAGAACCAGUAUCAUUAACCUUUGCCCUAAGGUACAUGAACUCCUUCACCAAGGCAAGCCCACUCUCGGACCAAGUGACCAUCAGUCUUUCAUCUGAACUACCAGUGGUGGUUGAAUACAAGAUUGCAGAGAUGGGCUACAUUAGAUUCUAUCUUGCACCAAAGAUUGAAGAAGAUGAGGAAAUGAAGUCAUGAUUGCAUCUCAAGGAUAUGCUUAUGCUGCUUGCUUUUCCAGGUCUUACGACCACUGUUUGCUUAACUAUUGUUUGUAAGCAAAAUGGAUGUUAUGCUUGCUUUAGCUACUCUUCUGUACCUGACUGCUCUGUGGAUCUUUGGACCUCAGGGUAUCAAUGUUGUUAGCUUAGUGAUGUUCAUUUCGUUUCCUGAAUUUUACUUCAUUGGCGGAACUGUAGUGUGCUGCUUCUGGUUUUGCUUAGCUGACUACGCUAGGUUGAGCAUGAAAAUACCUCGUUUGUGCUUUAGAGGCAGCAUUCUGAGGAACAAAACUAUGCAACCAUUGCCAAAAUUUAGGCUAGAUCAUCAUUUUAUCGUAGAGUUAGUUUUUAGCACAUUGAGCAAUAGAGCUGUACGUUUUGAGA
This is a messenger RNA of Brachypodium distachyon (stiff brome), 1323 nucleotides long. Its product is annotated as proliferating cell nuclear antigen. NCBI's taxonomy places the organism in Eukaryota, Viridiplantae, Streptophyta, Magnoliopsida, Poales, Poaceae. Gene Ontology annotation, cellular component: PCNA complex. Gene Ontology annotation, molecular function: DNA polymerase processivity factor activity; DNA binding. Bases 128 to 919 code for a protein of 263 amino acids. The record is from RefSeq and is a predicted model, not a curated record. Gene Ontology annotation, biological process: regulation of DNA replication; mismatch repair; leading strand elongation. The transcript has 4 exons.